Messenger RNA from Acromyrmex echinatior (Panamanian leafcutter ant), 388 nucleotides. RefSeq lists its product as uncharacterized. NCBI's taxonomy places the organism in Eukaryota, Metazoa, Arthropoda, Insecta, Hymenoptera, Formicidae. The record is from RefSeq and is a predicted model, not a curated record.
UUGAAAGCAACUAAGGAUUUUAGUCGUACGGAGUGAUAAAGUCAUGGCAUCCAAGGCAUUUGUGAUAUUUGUAUUGAUCAGCAUUUUUGGUUCAACUGAUUUACUCUGGACAACUGUAUCGAAAAGUUUAACUGGUCCAACAACGCCAAGAAAUUGCAUACCGGGAAAAAAAUAUUUUGAUGGCUGCAACACUGAUAUUUGUAUCUUCGAGGACAGAAUUUCUUGCACUAACGAACAACGGAAUUGGCUACGUGCUCAUCAUUUGAUUCAAAAACAAAUUGUUUCCUAUCAGUGCCAGAAAUUCCAUCAAUUGCUGAUGUCUGUGCCAAACUAUACACUUGAUUGCGACCGAACUUGUUCAGAUACGAGUUUAAUUGUGUGCGAUUAA